Messenger RNA from Sphaeroforma arctica JP610, 2614 nucleotides. Its product is annotated as atypical/ABC1/ABC1-A protein kinase. Gene Ontology annotation, biological process: ubiquinone biosynthetic process. The record is from RefSeq and is a predicted model, not a curated record. The transcript is spliced from 9 exons. Lineage: Eukaryota; Ichthyosporea; Ichthyophonida. Gene Ontology annotation, molecular function: kinase activity. The coding region runs from base 319 to 2586 and encodes 755 amino acids.
CUUACUACACUCACUAUACAUUAUUCGUACACGUAGAGGUGCUGACGAAGGGUGCUCAACUUAUACUGUCACACGUGUUGAAAUAUCAAGUGCGUUUACAUACAGUGAUAAUUCUAGUGAUAGCAGUUCAAUAUAACCGCUAUUUAGCUACGAGCAUACCCACCACCGCCUAUCUUAUCAGAUUCGAUUCUGAAAUGCCCACGUACCAUUAUAGUGCACGUUCGUGAUAGUCAUACACUCGACCAUUUGCUUUCAUAGCCGAUUAAUUUAGGACCUUGACUGAUUAAUAAGUAUAAGGAUUGCCAAGGUGCUGCCGACAUGUCACACAGAUGCGUUAGAGAUGCUGUGGGGUUUGUGAGUGGUAUUGGUAGCGUGGUGAAGGUGCUGAGUCGUCAACCAUUAAACCCCUCUUUGCUCAUUCCGUUGUCCGGAGGGGUGGUCCUGCAUUCGGACACAUACACACAUCCAGAUAAAAGUGUCUUGCACACACUGGACGAUGUCGAGAAUCUCUCCCAUACACUAAUCGACACUAAGCUACAUUUGCGGAAGGAACAUUCAACACAAAAUAAAGAACAACCACGGGUGGAUGGGAGAAUACCUCCCGAAGUGAAGGCAGAUGUGGUCUCUAAUGUACCUGUGUAUGAUAGCGCUCAUAAAAAUACGUCAGAAGCAUACUUUAACAGACUGACGGAAGCCAAUGUUGCGCAUGUGCAGGCACAGGCACACAUCGCAGACGACGACGAGUGGUUCAGUGGUGGGAAGGCGUCAACCGACACCUCAGAUGUACCACCGCCUCUAGCGGGAGAGUCUAUACCCGCGCCAUCAUACACUCACAUAGAUACACGUGAACAAACCGAUUCACACCCACAACCGCGCAGAAGUAUCGCUGAUGAAGUAGAGGAUGUUGUGGCUGCGUCUGCGAACGUAGGGUUAGAUAAGGGCAUUGUGCUCGAGGCUGCACAAGAGAAAGAAUGCCGCAAGAAGGCGUUGGGAUCUACCGUAGCAGGGAAUUCUAGUACAGGGGAAGAGCUGUCGGAGAUGGAGGGAUUGAAUCACUCGAAACCAACAGCACUUCCGAACAUCGACCUCAAAGACAAUGUCGCAAGUAGUGGUGCAAAUACACCCCUAGAUGAAGCCACCAAACCUACUGGAGAAGACAUUCUGUCAUCAGUCGGUAAAGACGGUAAAGCCAAGGAUGCUACUGCAAGUUUAGAACAGCUAUUAAAUACCCAUGAAGGGUUGGGAUCGAGUGCACAAGCCAGAAGAGUGCCUGUGUCCGCUGCGUCACGACUAUUUGGCUACGCAGGACUAUUCACACGGAUUGGUACGAACAUGCUGACAGACAGAGUCAAGGAGAGCGUUGGUAUGGGGUCAGCUACACCUGUGGAAGGCCGGCGAAGGUCACGAGUGAUGACGGAGAGGAAUGCUGAUGCUAUGGUGAAUACGCUGUGUCGCAUGAGGGGUGCGGCGCUAAAGCUUGGACAGGUUUUGAGUAUCCAAGACAACACUAUGGUUGCCCCAGAGAUCCAGACCAUCUUCAAUCGCGUGCGGCUCAGUGCCGACUUUAUGCCCGCAGAUCAGAUGAUGAAUGUGCUGUCCAGUGAGAUGGGAGAGAAUUGGCGGGAGAGGUACAGCGACUUCGCGGAGAAGCCUAUGGCUGCUGCCAGCAUAGGCCAAGUGCAUCGUGCGCAGAGCUUAGAUGGCCGGAAACUGGCAGUCAAGAUCCAGUACCCAGGUAUAGCGGACUCGAUCGACAGUGACUUUGGACUAUUACUUCGACUACUGAAGAUGACCAAUGCCUUACCGGAAGGUGCCUUCUUAGAGAAAAGCAUCACCUGUAGCAGAGAUGAGCUGGUGGAAGAGUGCCAGUAUCUCAAAGAGGCCGAACACAUGGAGAACUUCCGCGCUCUGCUCAAAGACGACGAAUUCUAUCACAUCCCAUUGGUUGAUCACGAACUAACCACCAAUCGGGUGCUUACAAUGGAGUACGUCGAUGGAGUGCCUUUGGAACAGGCGAAGGACUUCUCGCAGGAUGUGCGCAAUCGUAUCUCCUACAAUGUCAUGCGGCUGUGUUUGAAGGAGUUGUUCGAGUGGCGCUACAUGCAGACAGACCCCAAUUGGGCCAAUUUCCUGUACGAUUCACACAAGGAUCAGCUCAACCUUCUUGACUUCGGCGCUGCGCGGCGAUACGAACCAAAAUUCAUAGAUGAGUACCUCCGCGUCAUCAAAGCGGCUGCUGACAACAACAAGCAGGGUAUCGCUGAUGCAUCGCAUAAACUGGGGUAUCUGACAGGGUUUGAAGCCGAUCUUAUGGUGGACGCACAUUGCUCAGCUGUGCUGAUUCUGGGCGAACCCUUUGCCGCCAAAGGAAAGUUCGACUUCCACGGCCAGGACGUCACCCGGCGUAUCAACGAGCUCAUCCCGAUUAUGCUGAAGCAUCGCCUGACACCACCCCCACAAGAAACCUACUCGCUGCACCGUAAGCUGUCCGGGGCCUUUUUAAUCUGUGCGCGGCUGAGAGCGAGUAUCGAUGUCUCCACUUUAUUCGAAGAUAUAUACAACCAGUACGAAUUUAGCACAACCUAACAAUUAAUAAAUAAUUGGUGUAUCUGGA